This is a messenger RNA of Protopterus annectens (West African lungfish), 2592 nucleotides long. RefSeq lists its product as uncharacterized. Lineage: Eukaryota; Metazoa; Chordata; Ceratodontiformes; Protopteridae. Bases 1 to 2592 code for a protein of 863 amino acids. The record is from RefSeq and is a predicted model, not a curated record. Gene Ontology annotation, molecular function: nucleic acid binding. The transcript has 4 exons.
AUGAAGAAGAAAGUUGAGUUUGAGUUGGAGAGACUCACAAAGCAAGGUAUAAUUGAACCAGUAAAGUUUGCGGAAUGGGCCGCACCAAUUGUUCCAGUAUUAAAGCCAGAUGGUACUGUACGCAUCUGUGUUGACUAUAAGUUAACAGUGAACCAAGUCUCGAAGCUGGAGCAGUAUCCCUUGCCAAAGGUGGAGGAUGUGUUUGACAAGCUGUCGGGAGGUGAAAGGUUUAGUAAACUGGACCUCAGUCAGGCAUAUCAACAAGUAGUGCUGGAAGAAGGGUCAAAGGCGUAUGUUACCCUGAACACACACAAAGGUUUGUUCCAAGUCAAUCGUUUACCUUUUGGGGUUUCCUCGAGUCCAGCUAUUUUUCAGAGACUAAUGGAGGGACUGGUGGCAGGAAUUCCGAAGGUGGCUGUGUGUUUAGACGAUAUCCUGUUGACGGGUAGGAACAUUCGAGAGCAUCUGGAGACGCUGAAUGAGGUGCUGAGUCGACUGCGGGAGGCAGGUCUAAGGGUGAAGCAGAGUAAAUGUGCUUUCAUGGCAAAGGAAGCAGAGUUCCUAGGCUACAAGGUGGAUGCAUCAGGCCUACACCCCCUGCCAAAUAAAGUGGAAGCCAUUCAACAGGCACCAGCACCCACAAAUGUUACAGAACUGAAAGCCUAUUUAGGCUUACUCAACUAUUAUAACAGGUUCCUGCCAAAUCUGUCAACACUGUUAGCUCCUUUACAUAAGCUAUUAAGGAAGGAGGCUCAGUGGUCGUGGCAAGAGGAACAGGACAGAGCGUUUGAACAGUCAAAGGAACUAAUGCAGUCUUCAGAGGUUUUGGUGCACUACGAUAGUCACAAAGACUUAAUUUUGUCAUGUGAUGCCUCACCUUAUGGGUUAGGGGCUGUGUUGGCACACCGGAUGCCAGAUGGACAAGAGAGACCCAUUGGGUUCAUGUCACGGACUUUGACACCAGCGGAGUCAAACUAUUCCCAGUUAGAUAAAGAGGGUUUGGCUGUAAUGUUUGGAAUCAAGCGAUUUCACAAAUACCUCUAUGGGAGGAAGUUUACUAUUUGCACUGAUCAUAAGCCUUUGUUGUCACUGUUCAACGAGAUGAAAGCCGUGCUGCAGAUGGUUUCUCCCCGCAUUCAGAGAUGGGCUGUAACAUUGAGAGCUUAUGAAUACGAGAUUGUUUAUAAGCCCGGGAAACACCAUAGUAAUGCGGAUGCACUAAGUCGUCUGCCGAUACCAGGGCAUCUUCAAGAACAGGAAGCGGAGGACCGAGUUUUGAUGAUGGAGGACAUCAUGUUGGUGUCUGCCAGGGAAGUGACUGGAUGGACACGUAAAGACCUGGUGCUUGCUAGAGUGUUUCAAUGGGUCCAGCAAGGCUGGCCAGUCCAACAAACGGAUCCAGUUUUUCGGCCUUAUGAGGUGAGGAAAACAGAGCUGAGUGUGCAAGAUGGAUGCGUAUUGUGGGGGGCACGAGUGAUAAUUCCGUCCCCAGGAAGACGGGCACUUUUACAGCAGUUGCACCAAGGUCAUGUGGGCAUUACACGAAUGAAGGCCUUAGCCCGAAGUUAUUUUUGGUGGCCCAAGUUGGACCACGAUAUUGAAGUCGUUGUGAAUGAGUGUAAAACAUGUCAACAACAUCGCAACUUGCCUGUGGCGGCGCCACUACAUCCAUGGGAGUGGCCGAGUAGACCUUGGCAGAGACUUCAUAUAGAUUAUGCAGGACCAUUUAUGGGGGCCAUGUUUUUGAUAAUCAUGGAUGCUCAUUCUAAAUGGAUGGAUGCCUAUCAAGUCAAGACACCCACUUCCCUCAUUACCAUUGAAUGCUUAAGGAAGAGUUUCAGCAUACAAACAUUUGACAGAGAAAUACACAGAUCAAUGUGGGGUGAGUGCAUAGUCAAUAUUUGUGCUGGUAGCUGGAGUGCUGCAAUGAGGUCAUACACGGAUCAGCAUAAUGUGGGCAGCAGUCAGUGGCAUGGAGGUGAUGGAUUCUGUUUGGCUAUUUAUGCCGCCCACUGGAGUGCUGCACCAGGAGGUGGAGGAAUGGAAUUUGAGUGGCUGUUGAUUGGUGAUCAAAUGAUCACUCAGUAUGAACAGCAGUUACUGGCAAUUAAGAGGAAGAAAAUCUGUAGGGAUAUGCAUGAUUUUUCUUCAGGUAGAGUGUUUUCAUGGCUGAAGAAUAACAUAACUGUAGAAAAUGCUAAUCUACCUGAGAACAAUGUUGCCGUUUUAACAAAUGACAGGAUUGGCGCUUUAAGAACUGAAAUCAUAAAAGCAGCACCUAAUCAGGAAGUCCCAGUGAUGUCAUCAAUUGUUACCAACACCAGCAAGGAAGCAGUGCAGACUACUGAGCCUAAUGGGGGUGCACACAGUAAGAACGGCAUGGUUAUAACAAAAUUAAACUCUUCUUCUUCUGCUACCUUUGCAACAAAAAUAAUGUUUUUAAUUUGCAAAUGGGCCUGCCUUACCCCCAUUAACAGUACAUCUAUUCGGCAGUGCACAUACAGCAUGGGGAAAACAAAAAUGAAAGCUUCUCAGGAGAAUGACAAUGGGAUAACUUUAAAGAAGAUGUGGCAGCAGAGCAACAACCAUUAG